AUGCCGGAUGCCGAGGCAGCAGUCGCAGAGGUGCCAGCUGCUGAGGAAGCCGCCGUGGAUAUGCCAGACGACGAGGUCCUGGUCGUGGAACCGACGCGGGCCACCCUGGUGGAAGUCCCUUCGGCCGUUUCUGUCGUGCCUACCUUGGCCGUUACCGCGUUCGUCGAGCCAUUGCCGUUCGCUCCUCGUCGUCCAGGCGGCAUCGUGAUCCGCUCGCCUCCCCGGUCGUCACUGUCGCUACCCGCGAUCGCUAUGAGUAUGCCCGCGGCGCCGCGGUCCCAGGACUCGACGGUAGUGACUGAGCUUGCAGUGGUCGAGGCUAUAGCUACCGACGCACCGAGCCCGCCGCCUGUCUCCUCAACGGUCCUGACCGAGCUUGUGGUUGCAGAAGCUCCUGGCGCGCCGUCGGCCGCUGAAGGGACCACCUCCUCCGAUGAUCUCGAGGAGUUAUAUGCCAGUCUCCAUGAAAGGCUCCGAGAGUACAUAUUCCUUAGGGUUCACCAAAUGACCACUGCUGAGGCAUUCAUGGAGUUCAGGUCCUGUCUGGAUAUGGCCAUGAUGACCGAGGGAUGCUCGCUCGAGCAAGAGCUGUCGGUGAUAAAAGACCAAGUCCAACUUGCCAUGGCCCACUUGAAGGAAAACGACCUCGUCAUCCAAAGAGAGAAUGAGAAACUUGCGCAGGUCGAGGUUGAGAUUGCCGAGCUCCAGGCCCGUCGAGAUCUCAUCCUUCAGCACCGAGAUGGUGCGGUCGCGGUCGGAACUGAGCUGAAGUCCUCGGCCAGGCAAAUUCUUAAGGCGGCGACCGAGAAAAAGAGGGCAUUGGCCAAGAGGAAGCUGAUUCGUGCGAGGUGGCAUGCCGAUAUAGAUGGUGGGGACAUUGCCUGGAGAAGGAUAACAUGCCUAAUCUGGGGGAUGUUUAGCGAGGGGGGUUUAGGUGGGCGGCCGCUCAAAGAUUUUAGGAUGUAA
Prunus armeniaca (apricot) is the source of this 966-nucleotide messenger RNA. Lineage: Eukaryota; Viridiplantae; Streptophyta; Magnoliopsida; Rosales; Rosaceae. The record is from the annotation of a GenBank genome assembly.